GCCGCCAUGAACGCCGCGGUGGUGAAGCGGACGCAGGAGGCCCUGGGGAAGGUGAUCCGGAGGCCGCCGCUGACGGAGAAGCUGCUGAGCAAGCCCCCGUUCCGCUACCUGCACGACAUCAUCACGGAGGUGAUUAGGAUGACCGGUUUCAUGAAGGGCCUCUACACAGACGCUGAGAUGAAGUCCGAUAAUGUUAAGGAUAAAGAUGCAAAAAUUAGCUUCCUUCAGAAGGCCAUAGACGUGGUGGUGAUGGUUUCGGGAGAGCCACUGUCAGCAAAGCCAGCGCGGAUCGUGGCCGGGCACGAGCCUGAAAGAACAAACGAGCUGCUGCAGAGAAUCGGCAGGUGCUGCCUCAGCAAGCUCUCCAGCGAUGAGGCAGUGAAGAGAGUGUUAGCUGGAGAGAAGGGGGAUCUGAAGGGAAGGUCCUCACUGAUGUCAAAAUCUCAGGAAUUGGACAAUAAGAAUGCACAAGAAGAAGAGCCCAGAGUUCAUAAAGAUAAAGAGGAUAAAAGGAACUCUGAAAUAAAUGAGAGGAGUACAAGCAGAGAUCGGAAACAGAAAGAAGAAGUGAAGGAAGAAAGCAAAGCAAGAGAGAAGGACAAAGAGAAGGAGAAGACGAAGGAGAACGACCGUGAGAGACAUAAAGAUCCUGAACGAGACAAGCACCGGGAUGGGGAGAGAGAACGAGCCAGAAACCGGGCCAAGCAGGACAGAGACCGAGGCAACAGAGACCGCGACAAAGAUCUGGACCAUGAGAGAGAGAGAAGGAAUGAGGGAGGAAAGGAGAAAGAGAGGUGGAAAGACCGGGAGAGAGAGCGUGAGCGAGACAAGGCCCGGGACAGGGACAGGGACAGGGACAGGCGGAAGCUGAAGGAUGGGGAGCGCUCCAGGGACCCUGACAGGGAGAAGAGCAGAGAGCAUGACAAACCCGAGAAAAAGUCCUCGAGCUCAGGGGAGGUGUCCAAAAAGAUGCCAGAUGGAUCUUUGAAAGACUCCAAAGCUGAGACAGAGACCGAGAUUUCCACUAGAGCGCCCAGGUCAGUGGCAACGAAAGCAUCAAAACGGCGAUCCAAAAAUGCAGUGGAAGGAAGAAAGGAAGAUAAUAUUUCAGCUAAAAUGUUAGAUCCUGUAGUGUCUGGAUUAAAUCAUGAAGCAGAUCAGGAAACUACGACUUCAGAAAUUGGAACAAAAGAAGCUAAUACUAACUCAGCUAGUGUUUCAGAUGAUAACUCAGCGAGUGUGUGGCGGGAGAAUGUUGAGCCUGAGCCAGCAGUGAAGCAGAAAGGUGACUCUCCUAGUGAUGCAGAAGGAGAAGUUGGACCUUCUGGCCCAGAGAAGCCUGAGGUGUCCGAGAGCUCCGAGCUGCCGGGCGAGCUUCCAGCCAAUCUCAGAAGAAUACCUCGGCCUGGGAGUGCGAGGCCAGCACCCCCCCGUGUGAAGCGCCAGGACAGCGUGGAGGCGCUGACACCAGACAGGACCGGAAGUGGGAAAAUUGUUGCCAGUGUGAUCAUAGACGCGCAGAACUCUGACAAUGAGGACGACAGUCAGUUUGUGGUGGAGGCAGCCCCCCAGCUCCCUGAGACGUCGGAGCUGGAAGUGGUGCCUGCGGUAGACAUGGAGGCCGAGGAGAAGCACGGAGGACUUGUGAAAAAGAUUCUGGAGACCAAGAAAGAUUAUGAGAAGUUUCAGCGGGCACCCAGACCUGGAGAGAAGGAGAAGUCGCUUGUCUUUGAGGCCGCGUGGAAGAAGGAGAAGGACAUAGUUUCCAAGGAGAUCGAGAAGCUGCGCGUGUCCAUCCAGACCCUGUGCAAGAGCGCGCUCCCCCUGGGGAAGAUCAUGGACUACAUCCAGGAGGAUGUGGACGCCAUGCAGAAUGAGCUACAGCUGUGGCAUAGUGAGAACAAGCAGCACGCCGAGGCCCUGCAAAAGGAGCAGAGCAUCACAGAUGGUGCAGUCGAGCCCCUGAAGGCCGAGCUGGCUGAGCUGGAACAGCUGAUCAAAGACCAGCAGGACAAGAUCUGUGCCGUGAAGGCCAACAUCCUGAAGAACGAGGAGAAGAUUCAGAAAAUGGUCUACAGCAUCAACCUGAGCUCGAGAAGGUGAAGCUCACAUGUUUCCAAAGCUGGAAGUCCUCCUCAGUCUGAAAAUAAAAAGGAAGAUAGAACGUCACCACUCUCUCAGUUCAGUUUCCUGAGAAAAUGAAGCUUUCCGUGUCCUCCCUCCAAGGUGCAGAGCUCUGAAAACGCAGGCACAUCUGUGUGUUGAGGGCCGUGUUCUGUCCCCUUCCUCCAGCGGGGGUGUUGCCUGCCGUGCGGACGUGUUCUCUGCGUCUCCGUGAGGCCCGUUGUGCUCAGGGCCAUGCCAGAAGUCGCUAGCAGGUGAGUGGGGGUGGCACACAAGGAAGCCAUGUCCUCAGUUUCGGGUUUUACGGCUGGUGACAGGACCCUGAAGGGAGGGGAGUGAAGGGUGGCUGCCUUCUGACGGCACUUACAAACAGAAAUGGGGCCUGACCACGAGUCCGCUCUGUUUUGAGUUCAUUUCCCCUUGGAAAGGGUUCAUUUCAGUCUGUAUCUUUAUAAGGUACACCUGAGGUUUUUUUUCUUAAAGAUCUUUGCAACUGUGUAUACCUCUUUGUCAUUUUCUCAUUCGUCCCUAUGGCCUCUUGCUUGUGUUUGCAGCCUUAAAGUUCAUAUAUUUAGGAGAUUUCAGUAUGUCCUUCAUGGACAUUCGGCCCCAGGGUUUUCCCCACGUAGGUAGCAGUGAGCUGCUCUGGGCCUGUACUCGCCUGGGCCUGUGGCCUCGGUGUCUUUCCUGGUCCUUCCCGUAGAUGUGCAUUCUAGAGAGGCCCGUAGCUCGAGGCAAACAGCUGAAGGAAUACUUCAGGGGACACACCAAUUUGCAACAUUUUUUGAUGUUACCAUUUUUUUGGAAAUUAUUUUGUAAAACAAGGUUUUUUUAGAAUGUGGUUUAUAUUAAGUUUUUCACUCACAUUUGAUAAUUGUAAAUACUAAAAAAAGUCUGAAGUUUGUAUAUAAAGGAUUCCAGAGUUUGGAGGCAUACGGUUCAUAUGGUCUGGGUCCUGAUGCUGUUAUUUCUAGACACUUACGGUGUGAACCAUGCAGUGCCAUUUAAAUGUUAGAAUUGCCUGAGAAAGUUCUGCUUCUUUAAGUCUUAGCACAAAUGCACAGAUUAGGUUUCCUUACUGUCAUUUCCCAAAAGAAAUCCUUUUCUGAGGUGGUUAUGUGAUUUUACCAAGCUGAAUCAGUUUAAGGUCAGAUUAUGAAACUCUGCUGUUUUGACACAUUGGUCACUUGGUCAUUUCUAUGCUGCACCGUAAAAUUGAUCAGAUUGUACUAAAUGCAUUAUUGGAGGCGGGAGGGUGUCCGUUAACAAGUCCCCCCAUGUGCUUUUCUCUCUUCUUCUGAUUUGAAUGACUUAGACAUAACCCUAAAUGGACAGUUUUGCUUCAAGAUGUGUUUGCCUUUUAUGAAUUUGUACAUUGUACACGAAUAGGAUUUUUGCAUUGCAAAAAAAAAUUGCAUACAUUUUAUGUGAGUAAAAUUUUGUAUGAAGUAGUUUAUUGAAUUGUAUCAUAAAAUUUAUUUUUAUUUUAUACAUAAAUCAUUAAAAACAGUCACAUAUUUUUUCUAUAAGUGUAUGGGUUGCACAAUUCACUUCACAGCUAGAGAAAAUAUAAGCAUUUGGAUUUUUGUAUUUUCACAUGUAUAUUUUAUUUUUCUUGUGAAGAAAGUUCAGGGAAAUUUAUCUUUUCAUUCCUAUCAUGACACUUAAUCCAUGUUCUGUAUGAAUUAAAGUUUUAUAAGACUGAUAAGCAUUUGUCAGAAAUUUCAAGGUCUCUCAUGAAGUUUUAGACAGUCUCUGUGAUGAUUGUGGUAUCAUAUCAGAGACACAUUAAGUCCUGAUAUUAUCUGUUACUUUGAGAAAGUAUGCAAGGGGGUUAUUAAACCUUUAGCUCUGCUUUGGCUUGGACCUUUCCAGGAAGUAUGGGAUCUCACUGCGGAAUUUUAAUCUAAAAGUAGAGCUGACAUUAAUUUAUAUUCAAAGAAAAUGUGUAAACCUUUGGGGAAAAAAUUCAGGACUAAAAUGUGAACUUUCUGCUUUGAUAGUCAUGCUUAUUUUUCUUUUCAAUAAGCAAUUUAAACAAAUACUGGUGACAGGUUGGUGACGAGAGAUGAUGUCACUCAGUGACAUGGAGUGUGUUUGGGAUGUUGGGUGGUCUGGAGUCCCACCCUGUGUCCUGACCGGCGCCCCAGAGCAUGCUUGCCCUCCUUGUCUGCGCUGUGCCGAGCUGACUGCGUCUGUCUGCUCUUGGUGCGCAGGGUCAGGGCACACGAGUGGGUCAAGGGCAGCGGGGCUAGACCAACCUGUGUGCGAACACGCAGAUGUCCAUGGUCACAGGCUUGGCAUGACCAGCUGCGGGAGCUUCCACGAGCAUCAGCUUCAGUGGAGGCCAUGCAAAACAAGACCGUGGGUUGGCAUGCCCACUGUGAGGGUGCCCCCAGCUCCAGGAUCUUCCGUGCCUACCCAGCGAUACCUCCCUAGGAGCCAGUCACAGCCUCGAGGGCAGGCUUCCUGCCAUGCAGCAGGGGACUGGCCGGAGGGAGCCGGGCAGUCACGUGAUCUGCUGAGGAGGGAGGUGGGAGGCGGGAGCGCCCCCUCAGGACCAGAGGAGACUUGUGUCCUCCCCUCCGGCUCUGAGUUGAACCAUCUCACGAUGCACUUUAUAUAAAUCUUUUCUAUUUUCCCAAAAGGUGUCUUGGUAAGUGUAGUUUUACCAGCCUUGCAGUGGAGCAAAAGUGAGGCCCUGUUUGCUUGUUUUGGGGGUUUUCAUGAAGGAAGAUUGGGAAGGACUUUUUUUUUAAUUUGGCUAGUGAAGGGAAAUGUAAAUGGUUUUUAAACUGUAACCUUUUUAAGCCGUAUUUAGAGCUGAGUUCCAAAUUGA
Messenger RNA from Enhydra lutris kenyoni (northern sea otter), 4963 nucleotides. It is a transcript of the gene IFT54, whose product is annotated as TRAF3 interacting protein 1. Bases 7 to 2103 code for a protein of 698 amino acids. Gene Ontology annotation, biological process: cilium assembly; intraciliary transport; regulation of microtubule cytoskeleton organization. The record is from RefSeq and is a predicted model, not a curated record. Gene Ontology annotation, cellular component: ciliary basal body; intraciliary transport particle B; centrosome. Lineage: Eukaryota; Metazoa; Chordata; Mammalia; Carnivora; Mustelidae. Gene Ontology annotation, molecular function: microtubule binding. The transcript has 17 exons.